Molecule: messenger RNA, 1427 nt
Organism: Papilio xuthus (Asian swallowtail)
Lineage: Eukaryota; Metazoa; Arthropoda; Insecta; Lepidoptera; Papilionidae
Exons: 4
Source: RefSeq, a predicted model, not a curated record
UAAAAAUAAUUGACGAACUUUUACAUUGUUGUGAAGAUCAACCAAGUGUGUUCACCACCUUUAAUAUUGUAAAUAAGAAUAUAAAAACUUAUCCAAAUUAAAUCAGCAAGCGGCGCAAUCAAACGGAGAGACGUUAAUUUAUAUAAGUAUAAGUAAUUAGCAAAACAAAGAGAAUGCCAGAAAUAGGGCCAAUGAUGCGGGCGCUCGAGCUGCAGCGGCUGAUCGAAGACAAAGUGACGGAGUGGCGCGAGAGGUCGGCCCGGGUCGCCGGCCGCGCCCGCCCCGACGCUUAUCAAGACCCACUCAACUUCCACAGGCGCGCUAACAGGCGCAAAAACAGCGCUCAAAUAAACAGAAUUAUCGCAAAGUACUCCAAAACAAAUAGGACCGCAGAGCAAUCACACGCGACAGUAGAACAAACCCUCACGCCUCCGACGCGCCCAGCACGACAUAAGAAGAUAUUUGCCAAACUAAAAUCAUCCAAAAGUGAAGAUAAUUUGGUAAGCGUCGGCACCAUGGAGGUUCACAAUGAACCUAAACCAGAUAUCAAACCGCAGUCUAGGUUUAAUAUAAAUAAAUACAACGCGAAGAGUUGCGAAGAUAUCACUGCGUUUGUUGACUUCGAACACGCGAUGAAGAGUAAGAAUUUUCAAGAGAAUAGUAUAAUAAAUUCGAAGACGGUCUCAGACACGAGACCGAAGCUGCAUAGCAUAUGCGAAGACGUUUUCGAUUUGUCUGACUUUAAAGAUAGCGGUGUGCAGUUGAGAGAUAAAACAUUUGUUACUUCGACUCCUUUGUCUAAUAGACGGACAUGUCCCCCUUGUGAUACAGUGUCGAUGAUCAGUUUCGAAAAGUGUAGUAAAUAUUCGUUUAGUGAUGGUGAUAAACUGAAAAAAGGUAGUUCUGAACCAGACAUGUUAAGUGACUCCUGUUUAAAUUCUAGUGAACAAACAAGUGACGCGAAAAGUUUGGACGGCAAGAAGAGAUGGAAGAUGCUCAAACCACAUUUUCGGAGAGGAACAUUUGACUGUAUACUGCGAUGGCGUGGGAAAAAACCGCAGCAAAAUACGACCAAAAUUCAAGAUGUGGACGAUAGUUUCUUUGAGAAGUUCGGGUCAAUACUGAAACAAGUGUCACAAAAGGCUGCUUUAGAGGAAUCAACUCCAUUGGCUCCUCUGAAGGAGGUGGAGGAACAAGAUGAGCAGCAGAGCGACGUCACGGAUCUGCAAGGGGAGAGGAGCCCUGUGAGAGACUCGGAUAGCGGUAAUGAGACACUUUUGGAUACAGACUCGGAACCUGAAGAUCCGGAGAAGAUAGAUUUAUACGUUGAAGCUGUCGGCUGGAAUGUGGAUGAAUUGUACUUGGAAGUUCUGUACGAGAUUUUACAUAAUGUGGGCGGUUGUGAUAUGGGCUGUGAGGUGGGACAG